Molecule: messenger RNA, 1285 nt
Organism: Dicrocoelium dendriticum
Lineage: Eukaryota; Metazoa; Platyhelminthes; Trematoda; Plagiorchiida; Dicrocoeliidae
Source: the annotation of a GenBank genome assembly
CCCAUUCUCUGUGAGUAGCGUCGGCCGAGGAUGAUACUUUUGGAGGUUCAUAGUCAAGCUGUGAUGGACAUUUUGAUCAACCGGUUUGAAACAGCCAAAGAAGAUCCGGAGUUAAAGGUGAAGCUCAAUUAUACCGUUGCAGACUUUGAUUGCGUCACGUACCAUAUUAGCGAUGGGGGUGAAAGGAGACGCAUCUUCGUGAGCAUUUUCCUUCGUUUCUUUGAAGAACUGAAGAAGCAUGGUGUUGAACAGUUUUUACGCCAGGAGUACGGUGAUCUACUGUCGCCUCAAACAGAGAACGGUCAAAGCGUAACGUUAUCGAUUGACUUGGACAAUUUGCCAGAUGAUCACGUACAGUUGGCGCGCAAAUGCGCUCUUCUGAAACGAAAUUGUAUUGCCUCCGUGUUCUUCAAGUUCUUUGACUUGCAGGCGAAAAUGGACCCAAAAUCACAUGCAGAGCGGGCCGUCAUCCACUACCGCACGGACGAGACUUUAUACAUCCAAGCUUUACACGAUCGAGUUACGGUGAUCUUUAGCACGUUGUUCAAAGAUCCAGACGACAUGUUGAUUGGUAAAGUUUUCGUACAGGAGUUUACGGAAUCCAGGAGGCGCAUUGAUCGGGCUCCCCAGGUUCUGUACUCGUUUCGUGUCCCACCCGCCGAACUGCAGGGUACCGAUGCUGCGGUAAAUGAUUCUGUGGCCUACAUCACCUUCGUGUUGAAUCCCAGGCAUCUUGCUCCUGGAAGCGUCCGUGAAAAGUCCCUAGAUCUCAUCCAUACUCUACGGAACUAUUUGCACUACCAUAUCCAAUGUUCGAAAGCCUACAUUCAAAUGCGGAUGCGCGCCAAGACCGUUGACUUCCUCAAAAUCAUCAAUCGGGCUCAUUUGGAAAAAUCCGAACACGCUGUAAUAAACGUCUCCCCGAUUGGAGACAUCCUCGUGAAGCCCGUCGGUUCUGCUGAAGCUUCUGUCAACCGGUCUUCUCGAGUCAGCUAAAUCGGUGAUGGCUCAUAACACAAAGGACCUCAGCGCCCACAAGAAACUGGCCACGCCGUCUAUCCAACCCGCUGUAUUUUGACAACCAACCACUCUUGUUAACCUAUAUCUGUUUUGGCUGUGCUCUUUUGCUACUGAUUUUUUCAUUAUCUUUUUAUUGAACACUGAUCGCUCUCCCACCCACUCCCCAAACUUUUGUGUACCCUACGAUUCUCGCUUGAUUUCAUCGCUACCGUGAUUGAUCUCUUUUCGAUUUUUCAGCUCACUCUUAAUAAAAGAUGGUUAACUC